UUCACCCACCCGACUUUUGACCAUCUCAAGGCCGAUCUGGUCUGAAAAUAUUGUGUUAGAUUCUUCACUCUUCCAAGUAAUUUCAGACUUACUCUGAUUAUCAUCACUGUUUUCGUGAUUUCCACUGCCAUUGAUCCAUCAGUGUGAUCCCUUUAUCUUUCUCUCGAUCUCUUAUUCGGCCUCCUCUCUCUCUCUCUUUUCUUUUCUUUUCUUUUUUUUUGCCCUUCUAGUUAGUUUUCUUCUAAGGAUCUGUUUUAUUUCAUUUGCCUUUUUUCUUCUAUUCUAGUUUGGAACUUGGAAGGCAAGUGAACGAGAAAGCAAAAAGAGUUGAAAAUAAUGGUGGAUACUGCUGGAAGUGUCUCUGGCGUUGUGAGCGCCGCUCUUCCGGUUGCCAAGUUUCUGAGUACUCCGAUUGGGCGUCAAAUUAAGUAUGUUUACAACUACAACAGCAACUUGGAGAAACUCGAAAGAGAAGUUUGCAAGCUGAAGGAUGGAAGAGACGAAGUGAAGAUAAGAGUUACUGCUGCUGAAAAAAAUAUGGAAAAGGUCAAGCACAUAGUGAAGGUUUGGCUGAAGGACGUGAAUUCAACCAUUGAUGAAGCAGACAAGUUAAUUCAACAGAAAAACAACUCGUCUUCCAGUGUUGGCUUGAUCACCCGCUAUAAGCUUGGUAAGAAAGUAUUCAAGUUACUGGAGGAUAAGAUUUCUCAACUCUUGCUGGAGAAAAGGGACUUCGGUGACGUCUCUGUUCCCGCUAUUCCGAUGGGAAGAUCCCUUUCGCCUGACAAAGGUUACCAUCGUUUCAUAUCAAGAGAGCCCACGUUGAAGAAGAUAGUGAAGGCCUUGAAAGGAGGAAAUUAUAUGAUUGGGGUUUGCGGGAUGGGCGGCAUCGGCAAGACCACUCUAGUCAAGGAAAUUGGUCGACAAGUCAAAGAAGUGUACAAGCUGUUUGAUGAGGUGGCUUUUGUACAGGUAACUCAGACUGUAGACAUAAAGAAGAUUCAGAUGGAACUUGGAGAGCAGCUGCGUCUUCGAUUUAAUAACGAGGCUGAAAUAACAAGCAAGCUGUAUGCUCGAUUGACUAACAACAAGGAGAAGAAUGAGGAGGAGAACGAGGAAGAGAAUGAAGAGAAGGAGGAGAAGAUCCUUAUCAUUUUAGAUGACAUUUGGGCUGAUCUUGACUUAAAGACUAUAGGAAUUCCUGAUGCAGCUGAUAAUGGGAAAUGUAAAUUGUUGUUGACAACAAGAGAGAAACAUGUGUUGGAGAUGAUGGAUUCUGCAGUUUUCGAAAUUGGCAUUUUAACUGAAGAAGAGAGUUGGAGGUUAUUUAAGGAUAUGGCAGGUGAUUUUAUUGAAACAGAAGAGAUGAGAUCUUUGGCGGAAGAUAUAUGCAAGAAAUGUGGUCGUUUGCCUAUUGCAAUCAUAACAGCAGGGAAAGCAUUAAAGAACAAGAGAGAUCCAUCUCAAUGGAAUGCAGCCCUCCUACAACUGAAAAGGUCUUCCACCGCAAACUUCAGAGGAGCCCUAAAGGCGGCAUAUAGAUCAAUUCAGUUGAGUUACGAUUUCUUGAGUAAGGAACAGCAGAACACUUUUUUGCUUUGCAGUCUAAUGAGGCAUCGAGGUUUCAUUUCAGACUUGGUAAAAUAUGUUCUUGUUUUGGAUAUAUUUCAAGGAAUAUAUAAGAUUGAAGAAGCACGAAUUAAAGUUCAAGCAUUGAUCCAUGAACUUAAAGACUCUUAUUUGUUAUUUCAUGAUCAUAUUAGUAACUCCUUCUCAAUGCAUGAAUUUGUGCGUGAAGUUGCUUUAUCGAUUGCUAGUCGAGAUGCCCAUGUCUUUUCUGUUAGGAAUGAGACUGAAUGGGAAUGGCCCAGUCAGGAUAGACUAAACAGUUGCAAAUAUAUUUUCAUUCGUGAUAGCACCAUUAGUGAGCCUCGUGAUGGUUUGGAAUGCCCAGAACUUGAAUCUUUCUUUAUGAAUACCAAGGUCGAUGAUUCUCGUACUGAAUUGCCAAAGAGUUUUUUCGCAGGGAUGACAAAGCUCAAAGUUUUAGAUUUGACUAGAAUAAAGUUUUCCUCUUUGCGAUCCACACUUGGGCUCUUAAAAAAUCUUCAAACAUUGUGUCUGGAUUACAGUAGUUUUGACGAUGUAACAGUUAUUGGAGAGCUAAGUGAGUUAAGAAUUCUUAGCUUAAGAGGAUCAAAUGUUAGGCACUUGCCUAGAGAAAUAGAUAAACUGAGGCAAUUAAGAUCGUUAGAUUUGAGUAAUUGUCAGCAACUAAAGAGUGUAGCACGAAAAGUGAUAUCAAGCUUAACCAAAUUGGAAGAAUUGUAUAUGAGAGGAUGCUCUAUUCGAUGGGAGGAUAGAAGGAAUGCUAGCCUUGAUGAAUUGAAUCAGUUGUCUCAUCUCACCACUUUAGAACUAGAUGUUAAAGAUGAACGUAUUUUUUCAAGUGGGUUUUUCUCCAAAAAGUUGAGAAGGUACAAUAUAUCUAUAGAAGAAAAGUCUUUCACAUGUUGUACAUCAUGCACAUCUAGGAAAUAUUUGGAAAAUGUUGAAAUUUUUAAUGAGUAUGAGACUUUGAGAACGCUAAAACUGAAGCAUAAUUCUAUCAUUUGGUUAAGGGAAUUGCCAUGCUUCAAGAAUGUUGAAUUCUUAUGCUUAGGCAAAUUGCGAGGUAUCAAGAAUUCUCUUUGUGAAUUAGACAGAGAGGGAUUUUCGCAAUUGAAACAUCUCCAUGUCUAUGAUAAUCCUAAAAUCUCCUGCAUUGCAAACUCCUCAAGUUUCAUAGAUCAUGAAGCCUUCCCCAACUUGGAAUCAUUGAUUCUUUUUAAUUUGACUGAGUUGGAGAACAUAUGUUCUGGUCAUCCCACAACAAAUACUUUUAGCAACUUAAAGAUCAUAGAUGUGGAAGGAUGUGCUAAAUUGGAAAAAGUCUUCUCAUUUGCCGAUGUUAGAAACCUUCCACAACUUCAAAGAGUCACUAUGGAUGAUUGCGAGAAUUUGAAAGAGGUAUUUGUUGUUGAAAGAGAAGGUGAUGACAACAUCAAUAAAGUGAUUGAUGAAGUUAACUUCUGUCAAUUACGCUUCCUGACGCUCAAAUCUCUUCCACAGCUUACAAGCUUCUGCUCUCAAGUAAAGAAACAUGAAACAUUGCAAGAGAGACAGAUGGAUGAGCUUGAUACUCUCACGUCACUUUUCAACAUAAAGGUUGGUUUCCCCCACUUGGAGGCCUUAGAGUUAAGAGAAAUUGAUGUUGAAAAGAUCUGGGAUAGCCAACAUUCAACGCUAUUGUCAUCUUAUAAAAAUUUAACACGUCUGACUUUGUCAGAUUGCGAAAAACUAAAGUAUGUUUUUCCAUCCUCCUUAGUCAAAAACUUUGAGCAGCUCCAGCAGCUUCAGAUUCACAAAUGUAAAGUUUUAAAGGAGAUUGUAGGGAAAGGCAGUGGAGAAAGAGAAAUUGCCCCCAAGUUUGUCUUUCCGCGGUUAACCUUCUUGAGUCUCAAAUGGCUUCCAGAACUAGAAAAUUUUUACCCUGGAAGACAUUCUUCUGAGUGGCCAAUCUUAAAGGAGUUGGUGGUGUGUUAUUGUGGCAAAGUAAAGAUAUUCAAUUCACAAAAUAAUGAAAGGCAACUCGGAAGUUUGGAGCCACAAUCCCUCUUCUCCUUCCAACAGAUUAACCGUUAUUUGGAGGCAUUGACUAUAAGCAGAAUGGACAGCAAUAUGAUAUGGCAAGGCCAGUUUCCAUGUGAUCAUUUUUCUGGACUUAAAGUUCUUAAGGUCAGGCAUGAUAAGUCGGAAAUUAUUCCACUAGAAAUCUUUAAGAGAUUUAAGUACUUGGAAUGUCUUGAACUAAUGAAGGGUUCAUAUGAAGAAAUAUUCUCGCAUCAAGAAGUUGAGAAUCAUGACUGGAUGCGGACAAGCAUGAAUCUUAAAGUCCUGAAAGUAUACGGGUGUGAGAAAUUGAUUAAUCUAUCUACAUCCUCAGUAUCCUUCCAAAAUCUCACAGUUCUGAAGGUGAAAGACUGUAAUGGAUUGGUAAACUUGAUAACAUCUUCAACAGCCAAAAGCUUGGAGCAAUUAAGAGAAAUGGAUAUAACAGCAUGUGAAACAAUGACAAAAGUAGUAGAACGUGAGGAAGAUGAUGAUGCAGAAGAUGAAAAAAUUGUUUUCAAGAACUUGAAGUCUCUAUCACUCAAUAAUUUAGAAAGACUCACGUGCUUCUACUCUGGGAAUUACAUUUUGGAAUUCCCAGUUUUUGAAGAAUUAGAAGUGAAUAAUUGCCCCAUGAUGAAGAUGUUUUGUAGAGGAGUAGUAAGAGCACCAAGUAUGAGAGUAAAGGUAUCCAAUUAUGAUGAAAGCUGUUCGGGGGGAGAGCUUAAUAAGGCCAUACAGAAACCAUACAAAGAAAGAGGCAAGUGUUUUGAAUGCUGUGAAUUCUUGAGAUGA
Messenger RNA from Mangifera indica (mango), 4446 nucleotides. RefSeq names its product probable disease resistance protein At4g27220. Bases 337 to 4446 code for a protein of 1369 amino acids. Gene Ontology annotation, molecular function: ADP binding. The transcript is spliced from 4 exons. The record is from RefSeq and is a predicted model, not a curated record. Lineage: Eukaryota; Viridiplantae; Streptophyta; Magnoliopsida; Sapindales; Anacardiaceae.